AUGCUGAUACCAUCUUUUAGAGACUAUCCAAUAGAGAGUUUCCUUGUUUACAAUCCGACCACUAGGCUGUCAAGAAAUGUGAGUGCGACCAAUGCUAAUAGUGUUGUGGCAUUUGCCUUAGCUUUUGAUCCUUCAAAGUCGCCCCAUUACAAGCUUGUAUUCAUUACGGCAACCACACUCUUUUGCACCAAUCCUCAUGAUCAGAUACAUACUUACCAGAUCGAGGUUUAUGAAUCAGAGAUUCACGCCUGGAAGCUCAGGUUGGGACCAUUUACGUUCCCUAAGCAGCUUUCCCAGUGUGGCGAGUGCUGGGGUGCGGGUGUGUAUUGUAAUGGCUCGAUAUACUGGGAGAUGUGUGAUAACAUCGUCUACUAUGAUAUUGCUCAGAAUGAAUUCAAAACUUUCUCUAUGCCUCAUUAUCAAUCUUACAAGGCAGGAGAAUUCAUCAGUGGGAGCAUUUCCUGUCUCCAAGAGGCAAAUGGUCGUCUAUACAAAUCUAGAUAUCUCAGAAGGGACGACAGUAUUCUAUCAAUUGAGGUGUUUGAGUUGGAGAUGAAUGAUGAUCGUUCUUCUUCAUGGCUAUUGAGGUACGAGGGAACAAUUUCUCAUCAUGAACCUAGCUUAGCUUUUCAAUUGAGAUUCAUAAAGGGAUCAUACGACACUGAGAUGUGCAGUGCAGUGUUCAAUAUUUACGGAAAGAUCAUAGCCUACAGUUUCCUCGACAGCAGCUAUAAGCUGCUUGUUGAUAUGAAUCGCCAUCCAAUUCCCAUUAGUUUUGGUCGUCAUGGUUCUAGUAAAAUGUAUGAAUUUGUUGAAUGCUUAGCUGUGGUUUGA
Molecule: messenger RNA, 834 nt
Organism: Salvia hispanica
Lineage: Eukaryota; Viridiplantae; Streptophyta; Magnoliopsida; Lamiales; Lamiaceae
Product: F-box protein At5g07610-like
Source: RefSeq, a predicted model, not a curated record